UCACCAUAUUAACAUGGCCACAGCUCAAAGCCCACUACUCGGGAGCCAUUCUUGUCAACCGUCUCUGGAAGAUGGGCAGCCGAGAAGCCACCAGGAGCGACGGACUUGCCUCCAAUCCCUAACAUCGAAGCUGCUCGCGGUAUACUGGGCUUUCUUGGUUAUGGGAGCAAAUGAUGCCGCAUAUGGGCCUCUGCUUCCCUACUUCGAGUCGUAUUACGACAUUUCCUACACAGCCGUUUCGGUUCUUUUCCUUUCCCCUGUGUGUGGUUAUAUGUUUGCCGCCAUACUGAACAACGAGAUUCACGUACGGCUAGGCCGGCGUGGAAUCGCUUGUAUUCAGUCAUUAUGCCAUUUGUUCACUUUUGCGGUUGUCUCAUUUCAUCCACCUUACCCUAUCCUCGUGGCAACGCUUGCGAUCGGAGGAGUAGGAAACGGAGUAGCAGACUCUGGAUGGAACGCUUGGAUAGGCGCCAUGAGCAGCUCCAAUGAACUUCUCGGUAUAUUGCAUGGCCUAUAUGGCGUUGGAGCAAUGGUUAGCCCAUUAAUUGCGACACUGCUCUUGAGCAAAGCCAAUCUUCCAUGGUUUCGAUUUUACCAUAUUUUGGCCGCUUGUGCUGCUAUCGAAGUCGUUACCUGCGUGAUCGCCUUUUGGGAUUCUGGACCGGAUGAUCACCAAACCAUUGAGAAUGCCGAAGAAAGCCAGCGUGGUGGCUUGCGACGUGCAUUGUUCCAGAGACCCUAUGCGUGGGUGACCUGGACGUGUGCCUCUUAUAUCCUUGUUUAUAUGGGAGUUGAAGUCACCAUAGGUGGUUGGACUGUUACAUAUAUGCUGAGGGUACGUCAUGCAGAUCUAUUUGCGAGUGACAUGGCAGCCACAGGGUUCUGGCUGGGCCUUACUUGCGGUCGAUUCAUUCUUGGUUUUGUCACAUCAAGACUAGGACAGGCAUUGGCUAUUACGGUAAGAUACAUUCAGCCCUUGUUGCUCUUCCAAAUGUUCUUCUUCCUCCUUAUUCAUAUUAUCGGGAGAGAGAGAGUAAUCGCGGCUUUGAAUAGCCUUCUCGAAGCCCUUUUAACCGGAAACAAACCUAACCGUGACGAUAGGUCUACUCUUUGGCUGUGAUCAUCUUUGGUUGUGCAUUCUGUUUCCUGCCAAAUUUCUACGCCGCUGCAGUCGCGGUGUCACUACAAGGCUUUUUUCUGGGGCCCCUUUUCCCAUCUCUCAUAGUGGUCGUCACUAGAAUCCUCCCACGGGAAAUGCAUGUGAGUUCCAUUGGCUUCGCAUCCGCUGUUGGCGGAGCCGGAGCUGCCGUGCUGCCAUUUACAGUAGGGGCUAUGGCACAGGCUAAAGGAGUUGGAGUCAUGCCGCCAAUCGUUAUCGGACUCUCAAGUAUCUUAUUUGUAUUGUGGUUAUGUCUCGCACGUAUAUUGAGAGAUAUAGAGAAAGACUAGACGGGCUUAUGAUCGGAAGAGGGUAUUCCAUUUAUCAACCGGAACAUCGACAUGAUGUUAGAUGAUUGGGACUUAGACGUGUACUUGAUAGCCUAGAAGAUAUCAAUGUGCCAGAUAGCACUUCUCCGCACUAUCUUUCACUUAGGGAUAGGAAAGAAUAAGCUACUACUAGUAUGAG
Aspergillus melleus is the source of this 1627-nucleotide messenger RNA. RefSeq lists its product as uncharacterized. The record is from RefSeq and is a predicted model, not a curated record. Lineage: Eukaryota; Fungi; Ascomycota; Eurotiomycetes; Eurotiales; Aspergillaceae. The transcript is spliced from 4 exons. Bases 14 to 1120 code for a protein of 368 amino acids. Gene Ontology annotation, biological process: transmembrane transport. Gene Ontology annotation, molecular function: transmembrane transporter activity. Gene Ontology annotation, cellular component: membrane.